This is a messenger RNA of Sparassis crispa, 798 nucleotides long. Its product is annotated as Cytochrome c heme lyase. The transcript has 3 exons. NCBI's taxonomy places the organism in Eukaryota, Fungi, Basidiomycota, Agaricomycetes, Polyporales, Sparassidaceae. Gene Ontology annotation, cellular component: mitochondrion. Gene Ontology annotation, molecular function: holocytochrome-c synthase activity. The coding region runs from base 1 to 798 and encodes 265 amino acids. The record is from RefSeq and is a predicted model, not a curated record. Gene Ontology annotation, biological process: cytochrome c-heme linkage.
AUGGGUCAAGCAGCGUCGCAAACGUCGCCCUCAGCGCCAGCAUCAUGUCCAGUCCAGCACCAUGCACCCCCUUCGCUAUCCGACUCGCCCGCCCGCUGUCCCAUCCAGCACGACAUCCCCGCCGCCUCGUCCUCGUCUUCUCCACCCGCACAGUGUCCCAUCAGCCACGACACUCUGAACCCACGCAACCAGAUGCCUACGCUCUCUCAGGCGCCCGCGGCGGACCAGGCGGUCGCGCUGCCGACGGCGCGUGAGGCGUCCACGAUCCCGCGCGACGCUGCGUCGACAUGGGAGUACCCCUCGCCGCAGCAGUUCUACAAUGCGCUCGUGCGCAAGGGCUGGGAGACGCCAGAGGAGCACGUCGAGAUGAUGGUGCAGAUCCACAACUUCCUCAACGAGCAGGCCUGGCUAGAGAUCCUCAAGUGGGAGCGCAAGGAAAACCCAUCUGACGUGCCUCAGCUUGCACGGUUUAAAGGCCGGCCGGGCGAGCUCUCGCCAAAAGCGCGCGUAUGGCUGUUCGCAGGAUGGCUCCUCCCCUCACGCUUCAACACAGAGCCUCCCUUCGAUCGCCACGAUUGGGUCGUCCGCCGUCGGGAGACGGGCGAGGAGGUGCGCUACGUGAUCGACUACUAUUCAGCACCGCCAGAGCCGGACGGAUCGCCCGUCUUCUCGCUCGACGUCCGCCCCGCGCUCGACAGCUUCGGCAGCGUCAAACAGCGCAUCGCUGCUGCAACAGAGGACGCAUGGGCGUCGUUCAGGGACAACGGCAGCACGGGCGUCGCGCGAAACGACGCGUAG